Cladophialophora carrionii CBS 160.54 is the source of this 2220-nucleotide messenger RNA. RefSeq lists its product as uncharacterized. Lineage: Eukaryota; Fungi; Ascomycota; Eurotiomycetes; Chaetothyriales; Herpotrichiellaceae. The record is from RefSeq and is a predicted model, not a curated record. The transcript has 2 exons. The coding region runs from base 1 to 2220 and encodes 739 amino acids.
AUGGAUCCCCAGCAGGUCAACAACCCGAGGGUCCCUGAACAAACACACCCGACAGCCGCUAGGUCUCAAUCCUGGGUUGCGGCCGACGAUUAUUUUCUUCCAGCACCUCCGCCGGUACCAGCGUCCUACUCGGUCAAUGGCGAACGAGUAUACUCCCCAGAUACCGGCGGACCAUCGACGCCGUUGCCCGCGUACAAGCGUCAGAUGUCAAGCGACAGCACCAGCCGGAGCCGCACAUCAACUCUCAGAGACCGAAGUCUGGUGGAUCUCAACGAUGGCUUUGUUCCUGCUGCUGCGGAAGAGGCGAUGCCGUUCAACAUCAAGUACAACUCGUCUUGCUAUACGGUCGAGCGUCUUGCAGAUUUCGACGACCUCGAACUCCGGCCGACCCUCGUCAAAGCGGUACACAAGCUGAUGCCUUUCGUGACUGUCGCAGCCUUGGCCGCCAGCUUCGGUUAUUUCGGCUUCCGGAUAUACUGUACGCUCGCGACCCAGAGAGCGCGGGACAAAAUCUACCCCAUGGCCUGGGUCUUCAUCAUUGCUGAAACGUUCGUCGCCUUCCCGCAGCUCUUUUACGCGUUUUAUUCCUUCCUUGCCCUUCGGUCCCGGAAACGGCCCAAGCUCCGUCUUCGAGGCAACGCUGUUCCCACGGUCGACGUCUUUGUUACCUGUUGCAAGGAGGAUAUCGACGUCAUCCUCGACACUGUCCGUGCAGCAUGCGUGAUCGACUAUCCCCGGGAUCGCUUCCGCGUAGUCGUCUGUGAUGACGGCGGUUCUGAGGAAUUGCGAAAAGCAGUCGGGAUGCUGCAAACCUGCUAUACCAACCUGCUUUACUGGGCACGCGUCAAGGUCAAGGGCAAGCCCCAUCACUUCAAAGCUGGCAACCUCAUCGCUGCGACAGAUAUGGUCGCCACCCUACCUGAGGGACCCGGCGAGUUCAUCGCCGCUCUGGAUGCCGACAUGAUCCCCGAGCCGGAAUGGCUCCGUACUCUGAUGGCCCAUCUGGUCAUCGAUGAUCAAAUGUCCCUGGUGUGCCCGCCCCAGCUUUUCUACAACACGCCCAAAGGAGACCCUCUCUUCCAGAGCUUGGACUCUUUUGCACGUGUGCAAGAAGUGAUCAAAGACGCCAAUGGUGUUGCAUGGUGCACCGGUUCCGGCUACGCAGUCCGGCGGGUCGCCAUCGAAAGCAUCGGUGGGUGGCCCACGGGCUCGCUGGCAGAAGAUGUCUUCACCAGUUCCAUGCUGCUGGGCCACGGAUGGAAAACGGCCUUCGUGCACGAACCCCUCCAAUGGGGACUCGUGCCCGACACCUUCACCGGCCACCUCAAACAGCGGACGCGCUGGACUUUGGGCACGCUGCAAACGGCUGCCAAACUCAAUUUCUGUCUCUAUGGAGUCGGCGCACGUGGCAUGACCUUCAGUCAACGACUUUCGGGGUUUUUGUUCCCGGUGGAUAAUUUGCUCCGCAUGUUCAUCGCGUUUGCCGUUGUCGCCAUCCCCGUGGGUCUGAUGUCCGGCAAGGUCCUCGUGCUGUACGUCAGCGAGGACCAGCUACGGUGGCAGAUCCGUCUUUGUUUCUUGGGCUUCGCGCUGGGUCGACUGGCCGAAUACAUCACCUUCUUGCCCUCGGGAUACCGGCUUGCUCGACGCGACUUCGACGCGUCUCUGUGGAUGAUUCCGUACAACGCCAUCACCAUCGUCCAGUCUUUCAUUCUGCCGAAAUGGCUGGGUGGGAAGCCAAUGGCCUUUGCACCCACUGGCUCUCUCACCUCGGAACUCAACGAGCGCGACAUCAAGCAGAGAGCGCCGCUCUGGAAACGCCUAAAGAUCAUCAUCUGGGACUGCAAGGCUUACAUCCACCUGGUGUACGUGGUAUUCACCGUCACCGCCGUCGCGCUGGCCUUUGGCCGCGCGCUGUCGAUCAAGGGAGAUGUCAGUGCACAGUACCGGUACAUCUUGACACACAUUUGCUGGCCACCCAUGCUGUGGGUCCUGUCCGCCAUCGCCUUCACGGUCCCCGUCCGAUACGCGAUAUGGCCUCCGACAGUGCCAGAUCGGGAGGAGCUACUCGACCGCGACCCGGACACCUUCAUCGCCCACCCGAAACGAGAGUCCAAGCAAACGAAAUGGAGCAAGCUGACGCUGUUCCAUGAGGCUGUGUACGUUGCUGUCACUGUGUAUACCACGUUGGCCUUUGUGGCGACUCUAAUUUGGCACUGA